CCAAUGUGUUACAGUUCUAGCUGUUGCCAAGCAACAAGGACUCUCUUUUGUUCUAUUAUUUUCUGUCCUCAUCCCUUACUGCCCUAUCUACUUCUUUUGGUAGGGAAAAAAUAUCUACCUUAAAAAAAAAAGAAGAAAACCUACUCUAUCAACAUUUAGAAAACCAAAUCAACAACUUUAGGUUAGAUUAACCAAUCCUCAAUUAUUGGAAAUAGUAAGUUUUAUAGUAAAAGAGAAAGGCGUCAUCAGAAGAACUUCAUUUAUAGUCAGCCAAAAUUCUAAAGAGCGUGGAUAUGGAUUCACAGUGCACACCUGGAAAGAUCAGUAUUUCUGAAAGGUCCAUCCUUCCAGGAGCAAAGGCUGUUGAGAAUGUAGAUUACCCGCACUACUGCGAUCUCUUAAGAAAAAUGAACAUGCCUUUUGUGAAAGGCGUCGAGGACAGACAUGACCAUGGCAGAAUUGAAAAGAAAUGCAAUCCUACUUUUCUUAAGUUUCACCCUUAUCCCCCUUCAGUCAUGCCAGACUAUCAUUUACACUAUCCUUAUCCCCCGCCAUAUGGGCAAGAUUAUCCACUAUUUCCACUUCGGGAUGAUGUGCCCUUGGGUGAUCCCUGUUCAGGGUUUUUGAGUCCUGGUGGUGAUGCUGAUUUAAAACCUGGCGUUGGCAGAACCAUACCAAACCUGGUGGAUUUCAGUGACGUGAAACCGCAGCAUCGAGUUCCCAGGCCAGACACAGGAUUUCAAACAACACUGAAAAGGCAAAAAAUUUUAUUAGAAGAACUAAAACAAGACAGGAGAUGGGAUUCCAGGGCAACACCGGACAUUUCCAUCAGAGCACGACUUGGAGGUUGGACAAGCCCACUGAAAGUUACUCCUUUACCACCUCGUCACGAAGCGUGCUCAAUAAAUCACACAUAUGUAUUUGAUGAAGAACCAUCAUGCACGGAGGAUGGAGAAUCACUUUUACAGCCAAACAGGAAAUAUAACGCGAAGGACUCAUUUUACAAGUCCUCGACACAAAAAGCUUAUGAAGUUGUUCCUUGGGAUAAGAUGCUACCACCGAAACUCGAUCCAGAAGAAACAACGGUGGAAAAAGCUGCUGACCCGAUUUCACAGUGCUUUACAUGGAAAAGAUAUGAAGGGGUACCAGCAAUAACCCAGAUGGUUGGUGGACUCUGGGACAGAUUUCAAACAAGAUCUUUCUUGGUACCCAUCAAGCCAGUGACUUUUGUGAGCCCAAGUUCCAGAAGCAAAUACAUCCCUCUUUAUACGGGUUGUGUGCAGUCUACAAAUGCCGAUGAUGUUGACAACCCCUUUGGAGACAUCACAUCUCUCGCCAAGCCUCGGGGCUCCAGGAUUCUUUAUACAAACACAAGUCGCUCUGCCAAUAUUCCAGGAUACACCGGUAAGGUUCAUUUCACAGCCAGCCACCCAGCAAAUUCUGAUAUUCCAUCAACGGCGCCAUCGCCAGACUCAGGAGUGCACCGUGCAGGUAACCGGACACCUAUCAGAGCGCCAAGCACCUUCCAAGCUGCUUCUAGAACGAUGCUGGCUUUGUCCACAGCAUCUUCAGGCAACAGCCAGCACGAGAGACGAGGAAGCACUUCUGUUUGCACAAAAACUAGCUCAGUCUGCUUUCUCAUGAAGACAAUUAAAAUCCUGCUCACCACAGAUCUAGAAUCCCAGGCCGACAUAGAAAUACCAGCUGCUAGAAACUCCUGGCCUGUGCUUGUGAGGAUGCUCUACUGCGGUCUUCUUGAAGCACUUGUAUGUUUUCCUUCUGGCUGGUUUUGAACGUGCUCACAAGUGCCCUCUGCAGAGCACAUCCCAUCUUUCAAAGCUGGUUCCUCACACUCUAGCAAAAACCAACACUGAAAGGUCGUGCCGCCCUGUUCACGGGACCCGCUGGUCAUGAUGAACAGGAAGAGGCUGCUUUCCUGUGCCGCCCACCCAGAGUGGGUCUCCGGGGCAAACCCCACAUCUUCUACUUUGUCAACCGUAAAUGAAAACAGCUUUACCGCCUCGCUUUCACACUUUGGACAUAAAAGCCAUGAAGUGUCAGUAGAAAUC
Molecule: messenger RNA, 2069 nt
Organism: Panthera uncia (snow leopard)
Lineage: Eukaryota; Metazoa; Chordata; Mammalia; Carnivora; Felidae
Gene: SPMIP7
Product: spermatogenesis associated 48
Exons: 10
Coding region: 294-1793 (499 amino acids)
Source: RefSeq, a predicted model, not a curated record